CUUACACAUACAUGUCAAAGUGCUUCAUGCUGUGAGCUCACGCAGAGAGAACCAAACCGCUGCUGAUGUUUUCACAUCCAAUUGAGUCCAGGUCCUGACAGCCAUGACGACGCUGUGUCUGAGGCUGCUCUGGCUCCUCCCCCUGGCUUGCUGCGUCCCCUCCCCCUCCAGACCCCCAUCCAGACUCUGCAGGCGGUGCUGCGACCACCAGGAUCCGCCCGCCAACCCCGCCCAGUACCAGAUGCCCGAGGUCCGCACCGUCAUCAACAUGACCAUCCUCCAAGGUGACAAAGGAGACCGAGGGGACACGGGCACACCUGGCAAGUCCGGUUUAGAGGGACCCUCCGGCCACCGGGGUCUCGUGGGCCCCAAAGGCACCAAAGGCCAGGCCGGCGCCCCCGGAGACGCCUGCAAGACCGCGAGCUCCUUCUUUUCGGUGGGCCGGCGCAAGGCUCUGCACAGCGUGGACUACUACCAGGCGCUGGUGUUCGACACGGUGUUCGUCAACCCCCAUGAGCACUUCAACAUGUUCAAGGGGAAGUUCUACUGCUCCGUGCCCGGCGUCUACUUCUUCAACGUGAACAUCCACACCUGGAACUUCAAGGAGACCUACCUGCACCUGAUGCACAACGCCAAGGAGCAGGUGAUCCUGUACGCGCAGCCCAGCGAGCGCUCCAUCAUGCAGAGCCAGAGCGUCAUGAUGGACCUGGCCCCGGACGAUGAGGUCUGGGUCCGGCUCUACAAGAGGGAGCGGGAGAACGCCGUCUACAGCGACGACGUGGACGUGUACAUCACCUUCAACGGAUACCUGGUGGCCCCGAGCCUCCAGUGACGGGGGUCAGGAGGUCUGGUGCUUAUUACAACGUCCCCUUGCAGCCCGGAGAGGAAUGAGCUUCAGUGAGGACCGCCCACACACGCCGGAGGAGAAGGUUCCUCUCUCUAGAACCACAAAGGGAACCUCCUUCCUGCUCCUGCUGCGCCUCCUUUCAGGGACUUUGUGUUGCAUCACAAGUGGACUCCAAGGUCCAGGUGUGUCCUCUGAUUGGAGGGCUGCUGUCUUACCUUUGACACUUGUUUCCUUGGCUUACCUUUGACACUUGUUUCCUUGGCUUACCUUUGACACUUGUUUCCUUGGCUUACCUUUGACACUUGUUUCCUCGCUCAGCUUUAAAGGGCCAGUCCCGCCACAUUGUCCCCACUUAUUAAUAAUCCAUAUAUCAUUCAUAGAUCAUCUCUAUGAACAGGCUCUGCAUUUAUACACAGAACCUGAAAUAAAAUUAAAAAUAAACAGAACCUGUGGACACCAGGACGAGGUUUUGGCUUCUGGUCCCCGUCUGUGUCGUGUUGACCGAUCACGUUAUCGGAGGACUUAUUGACACCUGAGUGAUCGGUUCUGAUCACGGUGCCAGUGGAACACAUAUUGUUAGAGUAGCCUUUGUUGUGAUUAUAAAAUCAAUUAUUAUUUUGGAUUUGUUUCACAAAUAAUAAACGAGUUGCUCGUCUUUAGUCAACGUACAACCUUUUAGUUAUUUCUAUAUGUUUGGAACUUUCUUUGAUUUUGUUCCUCUGGACUUUAAUUGAUCAUCAUGUAGUUUUAUUUGAUGGUUAAAAGGUCGACAGAUGAAGUUGUUAAAUAGUCUAAAACAUAGUUAGUGUGAGAGGAGAAUCACAUUUCUUGUAAUUUUGGUGAACUGACCCUUUAAGCAUAAGCAUAUCCCAACAUAUUACUAAUAAAAUAAAGGUGCUUUAAGGUUUUGAUGAUUUAAUAUGACUUCAGAGCAGUUCAUGUACAUAUCUGGGCCUUUAUGCCCGGAGUGUUCCU
This is a messenger RNA of Cyclopterus lumpus (lumpfish), 1822 nucleotides long. RefSeq names its product C1q and TNF related 6b (gene c1qtnf6b). Gene Ontology annotation, molecular function: protein binding. NCBI's taxonomy places the organism in Eukaryota, Metazoa, Chordata, Actinopteri, Perciformes, Cyclopteridae. The transcript is spliced from 3 exons. The coding region runs from base 104 to 832 and encodes 242 amino acids. The record is from RefSeq and is a predicted model, not a curated record.